ACUGCCUAGGAGGCUGCGAGUGCUGCCAGCUGCUCACGGCCCGCGCCCCCUGCGCUCUCACAGCGGAAAAGCUUGAUACCCCUGCACCACGAAGAGCCUGAUCCCGGAGCAGCCGCCAGCACCAUGGCCACACCAGACUUGUCCACCAACCUCCAGGAGGAGGCCACCUGCGCCAUCUGCCUUGAUUACUUCACCGACCCGGUGAUGACCGACUGCGGCCACAACUUCUGCCGUGAGUGCAUCCGACGUUGCUGGGGCCAGUCCGAGGGCCCGUACGCUUGCCCCGAGUGCCGCGAACUGUCGGCGCAGAGGAACCUACGGCCCAACCGCCCGCUCGCCAAAAUGGCAGAGAUGGCACGGCGCCUGCACCCGCCUUCGCCGGUCCCGCAGGGCGUAUGCGCGGCGCACCGCGAGCCGCUGACCACCUUCUGCGGCGACGACCUCAGCCUGCUGUGCCCCACCUGCGAGCGCUCGGAGCACUGGGCGCACCGGGUGCGACCGCUGCAGGAGGCAGCCGACGACCUCAAGGGGAGGCUGGAGAAGUCACUGGAGCACCUGCGGAAACAAAUGGAGGAUGCGAUGCUGUUCCAAGCCCAGGCUGAGGAAACCUGUGCCUUGUGGCAGAAGAUGGUAGAGAGCCAGCGGCACAAUGUGAUGGGUGAGUUUGAGAGGCUGCGCCGCCUGUUGGCAGAGGAGGAGCAGCAGCUGCUGCAGAAGCUGGAGGAAGAGGAGCUGGAGGUUCUGCCUCGCCUGCGCGAAGGUGCUGCGAGGCUUGGCCAGCAAAGCACGCAGCUGGCAGCCCUCAUCUCAGAGCUUGAGAGCCGCUGCCAGCUGCCAGCGCUGGGUUUAUUGCAGGACAUUAAGGACGCCCUGUGCAGGGUGCAGGAUGUGAAGCUGCAGCCUCCAGCAGUGGUGCCCAUGGAGCUGAGGACCGUGUGCCGGGUCCCAGGGCUGGUGGAGACCCUGCGGAGGUUCCGAGGGGACAUAACCCUGGACCCAGACACCGCCAACCCGGAGCUGGUCUUAUCUGAGGACCGGAGGAGUGUGCAGCGUGGUGAACAGCGGCAGGCCCUGCCUGACAGCCCAGAGCGAUUCGACCCUGGCCCCUGUGUGCUGGGCCAGGAGCGCAUUACCUCCGGUCGCCACUACUGGGAGGUAGAAGUUGGGGACCGAACCAGCUGGGCACUUGGCGUGUGUAAAGAAACCGUCAACAGGAAGGAAAAGGGGGAGCUGUCAGCUGGCAAUGGGUUCUGGAUUCUGGUGUUCCUGGGGAGUUUCUAUAAUUCCAAUGAGCGGGCCUUCUCCCCACUACGGGACCCUCCCAAGCGUGUGGGGAUUUUUCUGGACUAUGAAGCUGGUCAUCUCUCAUUCUACAGUGCCACAGAUGGAUCGCUGCUGUUUGUCUUCCCUGAGACCCCCUUCUCAGGUACGCUCCGGCCCCUCUUCUCACCUCUGUCUAGCAGCCCGACCCCUAUGACCAUCUGCAGGCUGAUAGGUGUAUCUGGGGACACCCUUGGUUCCCAGUAACCCAAACCUUCUAGGAGAGUCCUUUCACCCCUCCUGGUCCUUUGUCCUGGCCAUUCAGAGACCCAGGAUCCAGCUGACAUCCUGUGAGCAUUAGGAGCACACAGUGCCUUUUUGACCACAUGUGGGAAACACAAGUCCUCAGUCUCAGAGACAGCGUGGAUGAGAGUAUGGACUGGGCUCUACCCUCACGCUGGGAAUCCUCCCUGACCCUGAUGCCACUUAGUGCCGAAAGCUCUCACCAAAGCACUAAGUCCCAUGUGUCACCAGCACCUCAGACUCUGGGUUCCUGUAAUGUCAUAAACUUUUCCAGAAAUAAUCAAGGCUUGUCCACACCUCUGUGCAGCAGUCUGGUCGGCCUGCCAAGCAUGCCACACGGACCCUGAAGUGAUACUGGGUGAGGUUAGGCAGGGAGCCAGCUUCAGGUUCACCAGCAUCUCAGAUUUGGUCUAAUAAAUGGGAAGGCUGCUCAGAUUCCUGACCUUGCUGGGUGUGGCUACAAAGAAAGAGGCCAGCAGCCUGGCCCCAGAAAUGAGACUGUCUAGUGGGGACUGAGUUCUAAAAGAGUAUUCAACAUCUGUAUUCAGCACUUAAGGGCCCAGAAGUAGAACUCAGAAAUGACACUUGAACACACCCUUCUGUUCUGAGACUUGUCUGGUUUUGCCCUCAAAAGGGCUGCUGGCUGGCUGGCUGGCGGGCUGGCUGGCUGGCU
Molecule: messenger RNA, 2236 nt
Organism: Arvicanthis niloticus (Nile rat)
Lineage: Eukaryota; Metazoa; Chordata; Mammalia; Rodentia; Muridae
Gene: Trim11
Product: tripartite motif containing 11
Molecular function (GO): protein binding; zinc ion binding
Source: RefSeq, a predicted model, not a curated record